AUGGUCCUUAGGGAGGUGUUGGUCAGGAUUAAUAGGGGCAGAACGUACUGCAUUGAAGUAGGUUUAUUGGAUACAGUGUUAAAUAUCAGAGAGAAGAUCGAGAAAGAUUUAGGUAUCGCUGUUUCAAAACAAACCCUUUUCUUUAACGGCAAGGUUCUUCUUAAAGACCAUCUUAAUGUCCAAAAAUGUCGAAUCCGUAACAAAUCUCUUCUCGAACUCUUUGUUCCUUCUUGCCCUAAACCUAAUCCCAUCAACAAUCAAGUGUUUCUUCAUCAAACAGAGCAAUCUUCUCAAGUGCCGUCAAUGUCGAUUCAAGAUUCGCUUGAAAUGAUCUUUAACAAUCAAGAUUCGACUUUGGGAAAUGAGGAUCAAGUUGUUCAUCAAACCGAGGUAUUUCCGGUAUCGAAUGAUGGGUUUCUUGGGUCUCAAGAUUGGUCUGUGAUGGCGAGUAGUAACAACGAUGGUCAAGUGCUUCAUCGAACUGGGGAAUUUGGAACAUCGUCAAGUCAAAUUAAUGAGUUUCUUGAGAGUCAAGAUUGGUCUGUGAUGGGGAGUAGUAGCAACAAGGACGAUAACGUUGUUGAUCAAACCGAGGGAUCUCUAAUGUUGUCAGACUUAAGAUCAAUGCAAGAGUUCCUUGAGCUUGAAGUUCUAGAUUCGCCUUUGACAACCACAGAAAACAUUAGCAUUCAAGAUUUGCCAGGGAGCAGCAACAAUCAAGUGUUUCGAACCGAGCAAUCUCCUGUACCGUUAAACUCAUUUGAAGACAUUCUGUUCGGUGAGGAUCGGGCUUUGGAAACAGAGGUUUUCCCUAACAUUCAAAACUACUGGCCUGAGAAAACCGAGCAAUCUCCAGUACCGUCAAACGCAGGCAAAGAGAUCAUUAACAUUCCAGAUUCACCUGUGAGGAGCAACAAGAAACCGCGGCAGAUGAUGAGAGUAUUGAUAUUGCCAUUCUCCCGUGAGGAUACAGCUCAGAGGAAGAUUCCGGUGUAUGUGAACCCUAGUGAAAACGUUGGAGAACUGAGGAAAGUGCUCGUCAAGAUUCAGGGGCUGAAUCUGCCUGAGGAAGGUUAUUUCUUUCUUAGCAACGGGAAUUUAUUAGAUGAUGAUCAGUCAUUCCCCCGCAACAGAGUAGCUCAAGGCGAUACGGUUGAGAUUUUUGCAGGACAUCUUACCGAAGACACAAGACCGGAUCGAGUUUAA
Molecule: messenger RNA, 1206 nt
Organism: Arabis nemorensis
Lineage: Eukaryota; Viridiplantae; Streptophyta; Magnoliopsida; Brassicales; Brassicaceae
Source: the annotation of a GenBank genome assembly